CCCUGCACUCACCCCCCCCCCCCCUCCCUCCCUCUCUCUCUCUCCUCUUCCUCUCAUCAUCAUCAUCAUCUGCAGCAGCAGUCCAGUGCCUCCCGGACCUAUGAAGAAAGCGUCCCCCCUCAUCCUCCCCAUCAGUCUGAUCAUCGGCACCUCCCUGCCUACCACGAUGGGCUGCAAGCUCUACGCUACCUUGUUGUGUUGAUAUCGAGAUAUUUCAGUUAUCAAAUAUGAAUCAUGCGUUUGAUAUUUCUGGACACUUUGCUCGUCAGCAUCCUCACGCUUUUGCUUCCCGCAUCACCAGCGUCAUCCGCUUCUCACAGUGCGGAGGACAAGGUUGAGAGGGACGCAGUGCCGGUGAAGCAACAGGCGACUGCAGCGCCCGCUUCGGAAAACACAACCCACCAUGCGGUCCAGCAGGUGAUCGCCUACCCAUCCCGCCUCAUCUACUACCUAAACGAGGACUCUGAGAGUGCCUACCGUGACCUGGACACACGGGCCAGGAGCCAAGCCACAGUGGGUCAGGCCAUCCACCUUGCUCAGGUCAGCUUCCAGCUAGAAGCGUUCGGCACCCGAUUUGUUCUGGAUUUAACCCUGAACAAUGAUUUGCUGUCUUCAGAUUAUGUUGAGAUCCACUACAAGGGGGAUAAACCUGUCCUAUCAAAGGGCGGUGAGCACUGUUACUACCACGGGCAGGUGAGAGGCAACGGUGGCUCCCGUGUGGCCUUAUCUACCUGCAACGGGCUGCAUGGGAUGUUUGACGACGGAGCCUAUGUGUAUCUAAUUGAGCCACUACAACAGACUCAUUCAAUCGACACAGCUGGAAGGCCUCACCAGCUCAGAAGAACCGCCUCGCUCCAGUGGAAAAAUGAGUCACAGCAACUGGUGGAGGAGGAGAGGCUCCUUUGGGAGCUGGAGGACUUGUCCUGGCUGAAGCGCCGGAAAAAGCGAGCCAUAUCUGUAUUUGAGGAGAUGAAAUACUUGGAGGUCAUGAUUGUCAGUGACCACAACAUGUACAAACGACACAAAACCAAGCAGCACACCAGGAAUUUUGCCAAGUCAGUGGUGAAUCUUGUGGAUGCUGUCUUCAAAGAGCAGCUGCGAACGCGUGUGGUGCUGGUUGCUUUAGAGAUCUGGACAGACAAAGAUCAGAUUCCGGUCAGCGUGAGGCCGCUGGAAAUGCUGCGUGAUUUCUCCAAGUAUCGCCAGCAGAGCAUCAAGCACCACGCAGACGCUGUGCACCUCUUCUCAAAUGUGACCUUUCACUACCGCAGAAGCAGCGCAGCCUACUUCGCGGGCAUGUGUUCCGAGAGCCGGGGGGUUGGCGUCAAUGAGUAUGGCAGCACCUGGUCCAUGGCGGGCUCUUUAUCUCAGAGCCUGGCUCAGAAUUUGGCCAUCCAGUGGGACCCUGCAUCCAAGAGAAAGGAAUGCGGUUGCACUGACUCAUGGACUGGCUGCAUAAUGGAGGACACUGGUGUCCAACACCCGCGGAGAUUCUCCAAAUGCAGCGUCUCCGACUACAAGGACUUCCUCUUGAAAGGCGGAGGCUCGUGCCUGUUUAACAGGCCGACAAAGCUGCUCGAGGCCACCGAGUGUGGGAAUGGAUUUGUAGAAGUGGGAGAGGAAUGUGACUGCGGCGCGAGAGCUGAGUGCUAUAAGGGGUGUUGCAAAAAGUGUUCGCUGGCCAACGGGGCGCACUGCAGCGAAGGCCCCUGCUGCAAUACCACGUGCCUGUUCCUCCCACGAGGUUACAGUUGCCGCUAUGCUGUGAAUGACUGCGAUAUCUCAGAGACAUGCUCUGGGGACUCUGGACAGUGCCCUCCCAACCUUCAUAAACAAGACGGAUACUUUUGCCAGGUGAACCAGGGACGGUGCUACAGUGGAGAGUGUAAGACCAGAGAGAACCAGUGCAGAUACAUCUGGGGGCCAAAGGCUGGAGGUUCGGAGAAGUUCUGCUACGAGAAGUUAAACACCGAGGGUACUGACAAAGGCAACUGUGGAAAGGAUGGCGACAAAUGGAUCCAAUGCAGCAAACACGAUGUCUUCUGUGGUUAUCUUUUGUGUGCCAACAUUGGCCGCAACCCCCGCAUUGGAACAAUGAAAGGAGAUAUCACCCCCACCUCUUUUAACCAUCAAGGCAGGCUGAUAGACUGCAGUGGUGGGCACGUUCUUUUGGACGAUGAGACCGAUUUAGGCUACGUGAAUGACGGGAGUCCUUGUGGGCCGUCAAUGAUGUGCCUUGACCACAAGUGUCUGUCCAUCCAGUCACUCAACAUUAGCAGCUGCCCCACUGGACCUAAUGGACAAGUGUGCUCAGCACACGGGAUUUGCAGUGUAUACCCCGCCUCUCACCCAAAGUCAGCAGGGAAAGGCUCCAGCUCAGCUGCCACCCUAGUGAGGACACAGCGCAAUAAAAAUAAGAUGGAUGGAUUAUGGAAGUGUGCAACAAUGAAGCCACAUGCACCUGUGAUACUACGUGGGCGGGUACAGACUGUAGUAUGCCUGACCCGCCUAAAAUCCCCGAGACUACUCCAACUCAAGGGCCCAAGGAAAUGUGAAGAAGCGGCGGUACGACCCCAACGCCACAGCCAUUUAAUGCUGAAGGGGCAGACGCCAAUCACAGACGGACUCCUCCAAGGCUUCCUGAGUUGGCUACCUGACAGCUGGACUGCACUUAUUGCUGCUGACCUUCAGCAUUAGACUUACUUGAAUAAUAAUAAUAAUAUAUAUUAAAAAGAAAAGCGAUGUAGUGGACAUUUUAACAAAUUCCAUUGUAGUGACAUUAGACGCGCGCAACCUUUUAGCCUUUUCACAUCACUUAUCACACGCAAGCCUGAUGUCUAGAAUGACAAAGCUCCUCUACCGCCCUCCUUUUUUCAGUGCCAGUGCACAGGUGCUGAGUCGGAAUCCACACUGCUCUCACACCUGGCAUGAUUCUCCACACGUCCAGCGCUGCUUGCUGGCCCUCUGGCAUGAAGAGUUCCUCUCCGCGGGCUCUGCAUGGCUGCGUAAGCUGUGAAAAUUCAGCAAAAACACAUCCUUCCAAAGAGAGAGGAAAGCAAUUGGGGGGAGGGGAGAGCCUCAUUCGACGUAUGAUGAUAUGACAGUGGACUGCAUGUGAGACGCAGGCCAUAUGGUGAAUAGUGUCAAAAAUUGUAAAUAGUAGUAUUUUAGCUUUGAAAUUAUUUUCAGAUGACUUUUUUUUUUUUUUUUUUUUAACAUUAGCAUGUUUUAUAGCAGGCAGGCUAUUAAAACACUAAUAAUUAUGAUUUGGGGCAAAAAUGUAACUUCCGGAGCCUUCCCCUGUGGCUUCCAAGAGAAGCAUGCGAGCUCAAGUGCGACACGCGGUCCCGUCACAGUAUUGAAAGUUGAAGAAAAAGCCAAAGAAGCAAUCACCAUGAAACAUAUGGAUGUUGCACACGGAGCACUUUGCCCUCUGCCGUGUCCAGCCAGGGCUCACCCAUCGACACCCCACCACAUCCAGCUUAGCCUUUUACUCUCAUAGACUCAUAGUAGGAAUCAAGUCUACACGAAACGCUGCAUGCAAUCACUUCUGUAUAGUGGGCUUAUAAUAAUUCUAUAUGGGAGUCCCCCAGGAUCUGCAAGAACAUAUGCUACAAAAGGAUAAGGUGCAUGUCAACAACAAAACAUUUAACUUUUAUUUACUAUGCAAAGGAGAGAUAUUGCACAAAAGGGAAAGAUGUGGCAUUUGAAAAAUCUUUCGCUAAUCAUCAACUUCUAUACUUGGCCGCUCUUUCAUCUUGUUCCAUUUUGCUUCGAAGAGCAACAACAACAAAAUAAGAGCUGAUUCAUAUUUACGAUGACGAAUAAGCAAAUGAGAGCACUUCUUUGUGUGUGUGCGUAUGUUUGCGUGUGUGUAUAUAUAGCUCAUCUGUUUUUAAUUACUCGUUCACACUAAACGGUGCCUGUACAUACUGAGGCCUCGUGCAGGGUUCUUAUUGUUGUCCUCUCCAGAUGGUGGCAGGUGUGUUGCCUCCAUAUCUCUCGUCUGCUCGUCCACUGUCCUCUCUCACUGCAUCAUGUACACUUGGACUGGUCAAUAAACUACUGACUCCUUUUAACUCUUAUCUUUGUCUUUUUCUCAGCCAUGUUCCUUGAUCAGCUACCUAUGGUGCUAAGGUGAACCUAAACAGCAAAAUUUCAUCAAAGAUUUUGCUUUUCCAUCAAAGACGAAUUGGAGAAUAUCAAUAUAAGGUGCCUUUGAUACUUACCCAUUUCACUAAAUCUAUAAUAAGAAAGAGUACUGAAUCAAGUACG
Molecule: messenger RNA, 4275 nt
Organism: Phycodurus eques (leafy seadragon)
Lineage: Eukaryota; Metazoa; Chordata; Actinopteri; Syngnathiformes; Syngnathidae
Gene: adam23b
Product: disintegrin and metalloproteinase domain-containing protein 23
Exons: 26
Coding region: 235-2697 (820 amino acids)
Biological process (GO): proteolysis
Cellular component (GO): presynaptic membrane
Molecular function (GO): metalloendopeptidase activity
Source: RefSeq, a predicted model, not a curated record